CAACAAGACAUCGAACCUGCACCUCCAUCCGAACCCUGGGAACCGAACUGUGAACCGAAGAGAAGCUAAGCGAACACAGACGACGUGAGAAGCAGACGAAUUCAGAAUGUUUCUAACAUCGACCUCGAACAAAGUGACGGCUGCCUGUGUUGUAGCGAUGAUGAUGAUGAUGAUGAUGAUGAUGAGCGAGGUGGGAGCGAUGCCGAAAGCAGGCGGCCAAUUAAAACACUCAGCAAAGACACGCAAUAAGACUCAUGAUGCUGCGGCAGGAAUGGUCCCCCUGCAACUGGACCCCAGAGCUUUGGUUCCUCCCACCAUCAUCAGAUCACUGGAGAACUCCUCCAUCUCCCCAUGGACGUACACCAAUUCCCCUGACGCCUCUCUCCUCCCCCCGAUGCUGUCGGAGGCCCGCUGUCUGCUGCAGGGUUGUCUCAACAAGGAGGGCGUGGAGGACCAGAGCCUGGAGUCCCGACCCAUAAUGCACCAUGUGUUUAUGCUGCGACGGGUCAAGUCAGCAGCGGCGGAGAAGUACCACUACAAGCUGGAGUCCCGCAUCAUAGCCGUGGGCUGCACCUGCGUCCGACCCACAAUCCAACACCAGCAGUGAGUCCAGACCAGGUCACGGGUCAAACCGAGGAUUCAGCCAGAGGAGCCAUGAUACCAGAGACAAAAACUUUAAACUUAUAAAGAAAACAUGAUCGUACAUCAGUAUCUAAAAGGUUAACUGAGUAUUUGAACGACACAAUAUCACAAAUCAUCUUAUUGAUAAAUAACUACACAUUCUUCUUAUAAUUGGCAGCUAAUAUCUUGUGGUUUAGACUUUUAUUUGUGUAUUUGAUUAGAACUGAUGAGGUGACGCCUUCAUGCUGCUCUGUGACUCUGAUUAUUAAUCCUAUUCCUAUAUUUAUUGAAUCUAAUCUUAUUUUAUUUAUCUGGAGAAACUACACAACGUAAUAUUAUUAUUGGAUGUGUUUCAUGUAUUUAUGCUUUAAGUUAUUUUGAAAGACAUUCUAUUUAAGUGAUGUCUUAUUAAUUUUAAUGUAUUUAAA
Molecule: messenger RNA, 1049 nt
Organism: Platichthys flesus (European flounder)
Lineage: Eukaryota; Metazoa; Chordata; Actinopteri; Pleuronectiformes; Pleuronectidae
Gene: il17a/f1
Product: interleukin 17a/f1
Exons: 3
Coding region: 107-607 (166 amino acids)
Biological process (GO): inflammatory response
Cellular component (GO): extracellular region
Molecular function (GO): cytokine activity
Source: RefSeq, a predicted model, not a curated record